AUGAGCGAGCAGCCUCCUCCUUUGAAGAAGGUUCGAGGAAAGGAGCCGACCGGCAAGACCGCCAUUGACGAUGACUCUUCUGAAGACGAAGAAAAUGCAGAAGAUACCUCAGCAGAGGAAUCCGAUGAAGAUGACUCCGAGGACGAGGAGGAUACUGCGAAGAAGCCCAAAGGGAAGAAAGGCGUGACCAUUGCCUUCCCUUGUGGACGUGGCAGUGGACGAGGCGGUGGUCGUGGCCGUGGUCGUGGCCGUGGUCGUGGCAGUGGCCGUGGUACCGGUCGUGGUAAUGGCCGUGGCAAGAAGAAUGGUAAUUCAAAAGCCAAAGCCAAUCAAGACGACAUCAAAGCUGAAGGAGAAGCAAAAAAGAGGGAUGCAAAAUAUGACAAGCUCGAUGACUACUGUCUUUCCCGUGCCGUUGCGAAUGUGACAUGCAAUCUCAAGAAGGGAGCCAAGGAAAAGGGCAAAGUACUGGCAGAACAUCGCCGACAAAUUCGAAAAUAUGUUGGAGGUGCCCAUGUUGGCUUUGCGAAAUUCCUCAAAGACAUGGGUCGAAUUGACGAGGCCAACAAUGUGAUGAAUAGAGCUAUGAAUGCCCAGAUGAAACCCUAUUCUGAGUACGAAAAUCUUGGGAAACUCGAUCAAGCUGAGGCAAAGGCUGAUGAUGAAGGAGCUGCAGACGAAGACGAUGUCGAUACUUUGCCUCCCUUGGGCGGUUCUGGUUCCGACACCAAUGGUACCGAUACCGUUACUGGUACCGAUGUUUAG
Messenger RNA from Seminavis robusta, 765 nucleotides. NCBI's taxonomy places the organism in Eukaryota, Bacillariophyta, Bacillariophyceae, Naviculales, Naviculaceae. The record is from the annotation of a GenBank genome assembly.